Loa loa (African eye worm) is the source of this 1236-nucleotide messenger RNA. RefSeq lists its product as hypothetical. The record is from RefSeq and is a predicted model, not a curated record. The transcript has 9 exons. Lineage: Eukaryota; Metazoa; Nematoda; Chromadorea; Rhabditida; Onchocercidae. The coding region runs from base 1 to 1236 and encodes 411 amino acids.
AUGAUCAGUGAUGAACGAUUAGCGAAUAUUCGAAAUAAUUAUCGAAUUUCAUUCAAAUUCCGAACAAUCUCAUCAUCAUCAGUUUUAUUUGCUUUCAUCGCUAAUUCCACUUACGGUUAUGAUUCGGCGUCCUUAGAAUUAUAUCACGGUCGAAUAAGAUACAGUUAUAGCUUUAACUCUCAAAUAGAAACAAUCUUGUCACCAACUUUGCCAGAUGGACAAGUCUUAAAUGACUUUAAAUGGCAUACUGUUCUCAUACAUCAGAAAUCAUUGGGUGGUGUGCAUUACAUUAUGAUAGAUAAUAGGAGCACUAUAAUGGAUAGUGUUCAGGGACACGUAGUCAAUUUAGAUACACAAUUUUAUAUCGGAAAUAUCCCAUCCGAUAUUUCCGGUUCUCUAAGACUUAAGAACGUUCCUAGCUUCCGCGGAUGCAUCUCUUCAUUCCGGAUUGGAAAUGAAUAUCUAGACAUUUUGAAAGAUGCAAUAGAAAAUUCCGGUAUUGUGAAAGGAUGUCACGACCAAAUUUUUCUGAGUAAAAUCAUGGCAGGUCCACAUACUCGAUGUUCACCUAAGACAUGCUCAAAUCGUGGUAAAUGCAUUCAAAAAUGGAAUUCCAUCAAAUGUGACUGCUCAAUGACAACUUAUGGCGGUGAAAAAUGUGAUAGCCUUGGUACAACCUAUGUAUUUGACUCAUUAUUAUCAGCAAUUUAUUACGAAUAUCCACAAUCGAUGAGACCGUCAACAAAUCGGGAUCAGGUGGCAAUUGGAUUUCGUACCCGACAAGCUAAUGCUGUACUAUUAAGUAUACAUUGUGAUGUGGAUGGUGACUUUUUCACCGUUUUCUUGAAAGAUGCUUAUUUGCAUGUUCGUUACAAUCUCGGAUCUCGGGAUCAUGAUGUUGGUUUUCGGGGUGCCUUACUAAAUGAUGAUAAGCAUCAUGCAGUUAUCAUAUAUCGACAGGAAGCCAACCUAACCCUGUACAUUGAUAAUCGCGAACCAAUUUAUUAUUCCCCUCUCGGUGGUGAUACAGAGCUUGUUACAUUAAACAUGCAAUCGAGAGUGACCAUUGGUGGAUCAUUCAAUUUAUUACAUCGUACAAAACGGCGGAAACGUGAACAACUUUAUGACAGUUACAAAGGUUUCAUCUCAGGUGUCAACUUUAAUGGUUUAAUGAUACUGGACAUGCUUGCUCAAGAAUCAAUUGAUGAAAAAUUGAAUCCAAUUCUUGAAUUUUAA